UUUUAAGAUUCAAAAGUAAUAUCUACAUUUUUAGGAGUGAAUCGCUUUAAACGAUGAAUUAUCCUGCAGAACAGGAAAAAAGUGAAUUAUUGUCAGUUGUUGUGAUAUUUCGACAUGGCGACAGGUCGCCAAUAUAUUUCUCGUAUCCCACCGACCCCUAUGCGGAAAUGGGACACAAAAUAUGGCCUGAUGGUUUUGGACAACUAACAAACCUAGGAAAAAAACAGACCUAUGACCUUGGAAAGUGGUUACGGAACAGGUAUAAAGGAUUUCUGCCUGACCUCUACAGUCAUAAAGAUAUCAGAGUUGAGUCAUCCAACAGCGACAGAUGCCUCAUGUCUGCUGCGGCAACUGUCGCUGGUCUAUUUCCACCAGUUGAGCGUCAGAUCUGGAAUAGCCAAUUACAUUGGAUGCCAAUUCCCAUACAUACAACUCCAGAGGAAAAUGAUCCAGUUAUAGCCAUGGAGAAACCUUGCCCAAAAUACAACAAAAUGUUCAAAGAAUUGAGAGACAAGAAGUUCGAGGAAUUUGCAAAAGAAAAUGGCGAGUUUCUCGGAAAUUUGUCCAGAAAUACUGGAAAAGAAAUUAAUAGUUUUGAAUUGGUAAUGUGGAUCUAUGAUAUACUCUUAAUUGAAUCUACCUACAAUCUCACUCUGCCAGAAUGGACUGAAACAGUGAGUUUCAAUAAAUUGAAGUCAAUGUAUUUCACUUAUUGGGGAUUAUACACGGCUAACAUGGAAAUGUGUAGAUACAGAUCAGGACCUCUAAUCGACCUAAUAGCUACUAAGUUCGAAGACAUUAUCAAAAAAGUGACUGACACUCCAAAGUUUCUGAUGCUUUCAGGUCACGAUAUCACAAUAUUGAGUGUACUCUCAUCUUUGAAGUUGCUUGUGGAUUGCGCUCCAGAAUACGCUUCUGCACUUAUCUUCGAACUGAGAAGUAGCGAAAACAAAGGCCAGUUUGUCAAUAUUUUAUACAAAAAUCAAACAGACAACGAAGAAGUCGUCAAACUCCGUUUGAAUGAACGUGAAUUCAAUUGCAAAUGGAAAGAUUUUAGGACUACAGUUGAGCCACUGAGGGUUAGUUCGAAAGAGUGGAAAGAAGCAUGUUCAAUGGCCUAAAAAAUAUAGUAAUUUGUAGAUAGUUGUAGAGUUUUCGGAUGAAUAUAUUUUUUGAGAAGUUUA
Molecule: messenger RNA, 1184 nt
Organism: Leptinotarsa decemlineata (Colorado potato beetle)
Lineage: Eukaryota; Metazoa; Arthropoda; Insecta; Coleoptera; Chrysomelidae
Product: lysosomal acid phosphatase
Biological process (GO): dephosphorylation
Molecular function (GO): phosphatase activity
Source: RefSeq, a predicted model, not a curated record